AUGAUAGCAUCGCAGAUUUUUGAAUCAGCAAUUGAUUUGCCUUAUCGUAUCUUUCGCAGUGUUGAGCAAUACCUGAUAACUCCACGGUUUUCCACAAGCUUUACAAUGGAUGGUGUAAUUCCAAGGCGCCAUGAUUCAUUGGAUGUUGAAGUACUGAGAAACGACGAGCUUGACCGAAAUGGCAGGUUUCCGUCAGCAAACGUGAACUCCCAUCAGUUCUUGCGGAUUGCUUCAUGGGAUAAAGCAGAUGACAAUGCAUCCACCCCUUCAAAUCGAAACUUUGCAGGAACGAUGCGCUCUUGGUAUCGUAACAUCUCCAGACGAAAACUCUUCAUUAUCCUUAUUAUCCUACUGAUCGUAUUAUUCAUUGCUGCUGUAAUCAUAACUAUACUAUUCGUCGUCAUACUACCGGGUCAUCACGACAACCAUGGCUUUACCGCUAUUGUCGUGAGUCCCACUGCAGCGCACACGACAACGGUCACGACCACGCCCUUACCCUACCCAACUGGUUAUGUCGUUGGAACAAUGUCUCGCUAUGUAGCCAUAGGUGAAGUGGACAGUGUGAUGCCCGACAUGAGAGGAUACAAGUACCGAAAGCAGUUACUCACCUGGGGUAAUGAUACACUAGCAGUGCUAAGUGACAACGUUACCCUGGGUGAACUUUACCUUGACACGGGAAACUGUACAAGCUGCACACUGAUCUCUGUCGAUGAUGAAUGUCUGCACUCCAAUGCUACUCUUUCCUGUGACCAGACACAAGCAAUAUACUGCUGCUCAGAAUGUCCGAAAGUAGACAGUAUGUGCCGCGUGAAAGGAGUACCGUAUGAGUUCUUUGGCGAUUUGGUCGAAUCUCGCGUUUCUAUCGACAAUGACGCACUGAUACUCACAACUGCUUCACACUUGAACAGCUCAAACUGCGUCAUACAGCUCCAUAAAAUGAGAAGUAAUGGUUCAUUUUCUGGACCCAUUCAAAGCUGCUACAACGCCCAGGAUGUAGAGGAGGAUGUACUACUCACCAAUGUGGCCACAAUAACAUUUUCGCCUAAAACUGCCUUCUCCGCCGACUUUCUUGUAGGACUGGACUCCCACGGAAGUAUUAUUCUAUACAAUCUUACAUACGACACUCCUGUGGCUCACAUUCCGAUGGGGAUUCAAGGCGAUGUCAUGUCCAUCUCAACGACCGUUCAAGACGACCAUGUGAUGGUCGCUUUCCUUCAAAUGUCGAAAUUCUACGCGCUUCGAUAUAAUCUGGUCUCUGGAUGUGUGUCGGUGCUAGGAAAUUACUAUCAAAAGUUUGACUACUCAGGCACAUUACGCGACUUGGCAUGGACAGGUGAAAGCCUCAUCAUAUGGUAUGAGAACAGAGAAGGCGUGAACAUCGUACAAUUCCAAUUCAAAUGGAAUUCGGACAGCACUUGCUAACAUGCGAGACCAAAAAGUUUGCUUCGAAGAUGGAAUAUCGUCGCGCACUAAGGCAAUGAUCUCAAAUGAUGGCAAGACCAAUGGCGAUGGACAAAGAGAUCUCAGCCUCCGAUGGGUCUUCCGAGUCAAAUCUUUGCAAUAAAGAAUAUGAC
Cylicocyclus nassatus is the source of this 1574-nucleotide messenger RNA. Lineage: Eukaryota; Metazoa; Nematoda; Chromadorea; Rhabditida; Strongylidae. The record is from the annotation of a GenBank genome assembly.